GACUUAUUCCAUGAUGGUACUUUUCAAGGCCAGUCUUCCCAACGUAUCUUUGAUGACGAUGAUCCCACGCCCUUUGCCCGCGGCAAUUACGUUCGCUGCGUUCGUUCUGGCACUUGCCUCGUGCACUCUGCCCGCGUCUGCGCGUUUCUACACCACGGCCGAGAACUUUAAGGCUGGCAACUACACGCUCGUGUUUGCCGUGACUGUCAAUGAAACCUACUGGCAGCCGUGCGUCGAUACGGCCAUCACGCCGCCGCUGACUGCCGGCGUCACGACCGCCAACCCGAUUAGCGUCGGCCAGAACGCUGACUGCGACAGCGGCCGUUUCCGCUUUGACAUUAGCGGCCAGUCCGGCUCCAUUGUGACGGUUGUCCCGACGUACUACUCUGCAGCUGUUCUGGAUGCCUCGCCACCCUCGUGUGAGAUCAAGUGGGACACUUCUAUCGAUUCCAGCCAACCUGCGUGCUCUGUGCUGGACUCUCGCGAGGGCUAUCAUCUCACUGGAUACAUUUUCCGGCUGGUCGGAUAUUGAUUUUUGUUUCAGGGGUUUCAGAAAGUUGUUUGCCAGAAUACCUUUUCAGCGAAACGAAAUACAGUACAAGUACACGGACGAGUAGAUUACGUUGAAAGCAUCCUGAGUGGAAAGAAUAUCGAGUUGAAAAG
Molecule: messenger RNA, 663 nt
Organism: Capsaspora owczarzaki ATCC 30864
Lineage: Eukaryota; Filasterea; Ministeriida; Capsasporidae
Exons: 3
Coding region: 11-532 (173 amino acids)
Source: RefSeq, a predicted model, not a curated record